Alligator sinensis (Chinese alligator) is the source of this 3254-nucleotide messenger RNA. It is a transcript of the gene SIDT2, whose product is annotated as SID1 transmembrane family member 2. NCBI's taxonomy places the organism in Eukaryota, Metazoa, Chordata, Crocodylia, Alligatoridae. The transcript has 28 exons. The record is from RefSeq and is a predicted model, not a curated record. Gene Ontology annotation, cellular component: membrane. Bases 310 to 2880 code for a protein of 856 amino acids.
CAGCCUGGCCAGGGUCGCGUGCUGCCAUCCGGCCCCGGGAGCUGAGCCCCAGGGCCGCCCGUGACCCAGGCCCCCGGGAGCUGCACCCCAAGGCACCUGUGACCCGCCCUGGCCUGGCCUGGCCUGGCCUGGCCUGCGCCAGCCUGAGUCAGAGGCGUCCCCUCCCACCGGACGCCUGGCCAGCACAGCAGGAAAUGGUCCAGAUUGCUCAAUGUGCCCGGGUCUAAAGGCUGCUGCCCCUGGUGAUGCUGGAAGUUGCCCGCGCCCAGCGCCAGCACCAGCCCCGGGAGAAGCGCCGGGGAUCUGGCCAUGCUGGCCCUGCGCCUGCCCCUCGUCCUGUUGCUGCUGGCGCCGGCACUGCCCGAGUCCCUGCCUGCCAAGACCGUCUCCCAGAAGGAGGCCGAGUUUGACAAGAUCUACUCGGACUGGGUGAACAGCGAGCUGGUGAACAUCUACACCUUCAACCACACCGUGCUGAGGAACAGGACCGAGGGCAUCCGGGUGUCGGUGAACGUGCUGUCCGAGCUGAAGGACACGCCCGUGCUCUUCGUGGUGAGGCAGAAGGAGGCAGUGGUGUCGUUCCAGGUGCCGCUGAUCCUGCGGGGCCUCUACCAGAGGAAGUACAUGUACCAGGACGUGAGCCGCACGCUGUGCCAGCCCCAGGCCAAGACCGAGUUGGAGACGCAGUUCUUCUACGUGGACGUGUCCACGCUGUCCAUGAGGAACGCGUCCUACCAGCUACGGGCCACCCAUGUGGAGAACUUCGUGCUCAGGACGGACGAACGGUUCAGCUUCAACGCCACGGCCGCCCAGCCACAGUACUUCAAGUAUGUGUUCCCGAAGGGGGUGGACUCGGUGAUCGUGAAGGUGACCUCGGCCAUGGCCUUCCCCUGCUCCGUCAUCUCCAUCCAGGACAUCCUGUGCCCCGUCUAUGACCUGGACAACAACGUGGCCUUCAUCGGGAUGUACCAGACCAUGACCAAGAAGGCGGCCAUCACCGUGCAGAGGAAGGAUUUCCCCAGCAACAGCUUCUACGUGGUGGUGGUGGUGAAGACGGAGGACGAGGCGUGUGGCGGGAAUCUGCCUUACUACCCCUUCUCCAAAGACGAACCCGUAGAUCAAGGCAAUCGGCAGAAGGCGCUGGAGGUGGUGGUGUCACCUGCUAUUACCUCGGAGGCCUACGUUAGCGGCAUGCUCUUCUGCCUGGGCAUCUUCCUCUCCUUCUACGCGCUGACGCUGCUCAUCGCCUGCUGGAAGAGCUGCAGACAGCAGAAGAAGAAAGGGCUCCUGGCUGCCCUGGGCUCGCCCAGCACCGACACGGCAUCUUUACUGGGCCAUGCCCGUGCCACCCCCGACUCUCUCCUCGGGCGUCCCUAUGAUGGCUACGGCUAUGGCUCCUUCGAGAACGGCUCCACCCUGAGCACCGAGGGCAUCACGGACAGCAUGGGCUCCACGGAGGUCUCCUACGCGUACGCAGGGCAGGACCCGUUCAAGCGACGCGUCUCCUCCAGCCAGACGAGGCACCUGGCCAUUGCGAUGGAGCGGUCGCUGGAGAACGUGGCCAGCCGGCCCCGCUUGGACUCGCUCAGCUCCGUGGAGGAGGACGACUACGACACGCUGGCCGACAUCGACUCCGACAAGAAUGUCAUCCGCACCAAGAAAUACCUGUCCGUGGCAGACCUGGCCCGAAAGGACAAGCGCGUGCUGCGGAAGAAGUACCAGAUCUACUUCUGGAACAUCGCCACCAUCGCCGUGUUCUACGCCCUCCCGGUCAUCCAGCUGGUCAUCACCUACCAGACGGUGGUGAACGUUACAGGCAAUCAGGACAUUUGCUACUACAACUUCCUCUGCGCCCACCCGCUGGGCAACCUCAGCGCCUUCAACAACAUCCUGAGCAACCUGGGCUACAUCCUGCUGGGCCUGCUCUUCCUGCUCAUUAUCCUGCAGCGGGAGAUCCACUACAACCGGGCGUUGAUGCGCAGCGACACUAAUGCCCUGGAGUGUGGCAUCCCCAAGCACUUUGGGCUCUUCUAUGCCAUGGGCACGGCGCUGAUGAUGGAGGGGCUGCUCAGCGCCUGCUACCACGUCUGCCCCAACUACACUAACUUCCAGUUCGACACCUCCUUCAUGUACAUGAUUGCGGGGCUCUGCAUGCUGAAGCUGUACCAGAAGCGCCACCCCGACAUCAAUGCCAGCGCCUACAGCGCCUAUGCCUGCCUGGCCGUCGUCAUCUUCUUCUCCGUCGUCGGGGUGGUCUUUGGCAGAGGGAACACGGUGUUCUGGAUCGUCUUCUCCGUCAUCCACAUCUUCGCCACCCUGCUUCUGAGCACGCAGCUCUACUACAUGGGCCGCUGGAAGCUGGACUCGGGGAUCCCACGCAGGAUCGUGCACGUGAUGUACACGGAUUGCAUCCGCCAGUGCAGUGGGCCCAUGUACGUGGAUCGGAUGGUGCUGCUGGUCAUGGGCAACAUCAUCAACUGGUCCCUCGCUGCCUACGGCCUCAUCAUCCGCCCCAACGACUUCGCCUCCUACCUCCUGGCCAUCGGCAUCUGCAACCUGCUGCUCUACUUCGCCUUCUACAUCAUCAUGAAGCUCCGGAGUGGGGAACGCAUCAAGUUCAUCCCGCUGCUCUGCAUCGUCUGCACCUCCGUGGUCUGGGGCUUCGCCCUCUUCUUCUUCUUCCAGGGUCUCAGCACCUGGCAGCAGACCCCGGCUGAGUCGCGGGAGCACAACAGGGACUGCAUCCUGCUGGACUUCUUCGACGACCACGACAUCUGGCACUUCCUCUCCUCCAUCGCCAUGUUCGGCUCCUUCCUGGUGUUGCUGACCCUGGAUGAUGACCUCGACUGCGUCCAGCGCGACAAAAUCUACGUCUUCUAGGCUCCUGGCCGCAGGCCCUGGCAUGUCCAGCACCUCCCGGGCAGGGCUCCCACCACAGCUGCGGUUGGCGGGGAGGCUGCAGCAGCGCCCUUGGCUUGGGGACUCUCUUUGGGGCGGCUCCGUGCCGCCCGUCCCUGCUGCGUUGGAGAGCGCUCCCCUCGAUCCUGCCCACAGCCUGGCCAGCCCCGGGAGCUGCGGCAGGUGCAGAUGGGGCUGGGGCCAGAGGGGCUCUGCAGAGGCACCUGCCCCUUGCCCUUGGGGUGGGUCGCACUGGAGCCACGGGGCCUGUGGCAUCACCCGGGAGGUGGCCGGUUCUCGGCGCAGCAGCUGGCAGGCUCCAGCCGCACAGCCGGGCUCCACGGCAGAGGGGGGAG